GCCCCCAGUCCAGGCAGGUAUAAGGCCACCUCCGCAGACCAGGACAACCCAGAAGCAAAAGAGAAGAGCUACCAUGUCCCCUUGGAGCAGACAGCGACCCAAAAGCCCAGGGGGCAUUCAACCCCAUCUUUCUAGAACUCUGUUCCUGCUGCUGCUGUUAGCAGCCUCAGCCUGGGGGGUCACCCUGAGCCCCAAAGACUGCCAGGUGUUCCGCUCAGACCGUGGCAGCUCCAUCUCCUGUCAACCACCUGCCGACAUCCCCAGCUACCUGCCAGCCGACACCGUGCACCUGGCCGUGGAAUUCUUCAACCUGACCCACCUGCCAGGCAACCUCCUCCAGGGCGCCUCUAAGCUCCAAGAAUUGCACCUCUCCAGCAACGGGCUGGAAAGCCUCUCGCCCGAAUUCCUGCGGCCAGUGCCGUGGCUGAGGGUGCUGGAUCUAACCCGAAACGCCCUGACCGGGCUGCCCCCGGGCCUCUUCCAGGCCUCAGCCGCCCUGGACACCCUGGUGUUGAAAGAAAACCAGCUGGAGGUCCUAGAGGCCUCGUGGCUGCACGGCCUGAAAGCUCUGGGGCAUCUGGACCUGUCUGGGAACCGCCUCCGGAAACUGCCCCCGGGGCUGCUGGCCAACUUCACCCUCCUGCGCACCCUUGACCUUGGGGAGAACCAGUUGGAGACCUUGCCACCUGACCUCCUGAGGGGUCCGCUGCAAUUAGAACGGCUACAUCUAGAAGGCAACAAAUUACAAGUACUGGGAAAGGAUCUCCUCUUGCCCCAGCCGGACCUGCGCUACCUUUUCCUGAACGGCAACAAGCUGGCCAGGGUGGCAGCCGGUGCCUUCCAGGGCCUGCGGCAGCUGGACAUGCUGGACCUCUCCAAUAACUCGCUGGCCAGCGUGCCCGAGGGGCUCUGGGCAUCCCUAGGGCAGCCAAACCGGGACAUGAGGGAUGGCUUCGACAUCUCCGGCAACCCCUGGAUCUGUGACCAGAACCUGAGCGACCUCUAUCGUUGGCUUCAGGCCCAAAAAGACAAGAUGUUUUCCCAGAAUGACACGCGCUGUGCUGGGCCUGAAGCCGUGAAGGGCCAGACGCUCCUGGCAGUGGCCGAGUCCGAGUGAGAACCGGGGGCUGGGGGUUGAGGGUGGGGGGUCUGGUAGAACACUGCAACCCACUUAGCAAAUAAUCCUGCCUUUGGCCGGGCGCGGUGGCUCAUGCCUGUAAUCCCAGCACUUUGGGAGGCUGAGGCGGGAAGAUCACAAGGUCAGGAGAUCGAGACCAUCCUGGCUGACACAGUGAAACCCCGUCUCUACUAAAAAUACAAAAAAUUAGCCGGGCAUGGUGGCGGGCGCCUGUAGUCCCAGCGACUCGGGAGGCUGAGGCAGGAGAAUGGCAUGAACCUGGGAGGUGGAGCUUGCAGUGAGCCAAGAUGGCGCCACUGCACUCUAGCCUGGGUGACAGAGCAAGACUCUGUCUCAAAAAAAUAAAAAUAAAAAACAAAGAAUCCUGCCUUUUACAGGUGAGACUCAGGGCUGUCCAUAGUGGCUGGGACCCCGUUUCACCCACCCAUGCGUCCUAGAACACACGAUGGGCUUUCCUUACCCAUGUCCAAGGUGUGCCCUCCAUCUGGAAUGCCGUUCCCUGUUUCCCAGAUCUCUUGAACUCUGGGUUCUCCCAGCCCCUUGUCCUUCCUUCCAGCUGAGCCCUGGCCACACUGGGGCUGCCCUUCUCUGACUCUGUCUUCCCCAAGUCAGGGGGCUCUCUGAGUGCAGGGUCUGGUGCUGAGUCCCUUUAGCUUGGGGUCAGAACCAAGGGGUUUAAUAAAUAACCCUUGAAAACUG
Messenger RNA from Pongo pygmaeus (Bornean orangutan), 1837 nucleotides. RefSeq names its product leucine rich alpha-2-glycoprotein 1 (gene LRG1). The coding region runs from base 74 to 1117 and encodes 347 amino acids. The transcript has 2 exons. Lineage: Eukaryota; Metazoa; Chordata; Mammalia; Primates; Hominidae. Gene Ontology annotation, molecular function: protein binding. The record is from RefSeq and is a predicted model, not a curated record.